Messenger RNA from Histoplasma mississippiense, 105 nucleotides. RefSeq lists its product with no specific name. NCBI's taxonomy places the organism in Eukaryota, Fungi, Ascomycota, Eurotiomycetes, Onygenales, Ajellomycetaceae. The transcript is spliced from 4 exons. The coding region runs from base 1 to 105 and encodes 34 amino acids. The record is from RefSeq and is a predicted model, not a curated record.
AUGACUUGUUCAAUUUUGAUGUUUGAUUUAAGAUUUUUCUUGAUGUUGGAAAGGCUAAGAUUCCGCAAAUCUGUUUUUGCCACACUCAAUGUUCAGCAUGGAUAA